AUGAUGAGCUCCAUUGGAUCGUCCCUUUCGAUUCUCUCUUCUUCUCAGAUGAAAUUCUCCGUCGAUCUCCAUUCGUCUCCAAACCCUAACCGGAUUGUUUGCUCCGGCGUCAGAACGGCGAGAGUGAUGGGUAUAGACAGAGCUACGCGGCAGAGUCGAGAUUUGUCUGCCACUGAAGCUAGGGUUUCUCUCGUUCUCGCUCUCGCCUCUCAGGCGUCUUCUGUCUCUCAACGCCUUUUGGCUGAUUUAGCGGCGGAGACGGCGAAAUACGUGUUUCCGAAGAGAUUCAAUAGCUCCAAUCUGGAAGAAGCUUUGAUGUCUGUUCCGGAUCUCGACACAAUGAAGUUCAAAGUUCUAAGUAGGACAGAUAAAUACGAGAUUAGAGAAGUCGAGCCUUAUUUUGUGGCCGAGACGACAAUGCCAGGGGAUACUGGAUUCGACUUCUAUGGUGCUUCUAAGUCUUUCAAUGUGUUAGCUGAAUACCUCUUUGGUAAGAAUACAAUUAAGGAGAAAAUGGAGAUGACUACUCCUGUUGUUACUCGUAAAGUCCAAUCUGUUGGGGAAAAGAUGGAAAUGACUACUCCGGUAAUAACUAGUAAGGCAAAAGAUCAAACCCAGUGGCGGAUGUCUUUUGUCAUGCCCUCAAAGUAUGGUUCGAAUUUGCCAUUGCCAAAAGAUCCUUCAGUCAAAAUUCAGGAGGUGCCACGAAAGAUUGUUGCUGUUGUCGCCUUCUCAGGAUAUGUUACCGAUGAAGAGAUUGAGAGACGGGAGCAAGAACUAAGGCGAGCUCUUCAAAAUGACAAAAAGUUCCGAGUGAGAGAUGGAGUUUCAGUUGAAGUUGCACAGUACAAUCCACCAUUCACUCUCCCGUUUACCCGCCGCAACGAGGUCUCUCUCGAAGUCGAAAGCAAAGAAGACUAG
Molecule: messenger RNA, 921 nt
Organism: Arabis nemorensis
Lineage: Eukaryota; Viridiplantae; Streptophyta; Magnoliopsida; Brassicales; Brassicaceae
Source: the annotation of a GenBank genome assembly